AUGGCCAACGGCUCUGCCGGAACCUGGUUCCUGCUCGGUGGGUUUUCUGAGGUGCGGGAGUUGCAGCUCUUGCAGGCAACGCUGUUCCUGGUAGUCUACCUGGCGGCCCUGAUGGGGAACCUCCUCCUCCUCACCGUCAUCACUCUCCACCGGGGCCUCCACACUCCCAUGUACUUCUUCCUGAAGAACCUGUCCUUCUUAGACAUCUGCUACAUCUCCGUCACCGUCCCCAGAUCCAUCUUUGGCUCCCUGACCGGGGACGGUUCCAUCUCCUUCCUCGGGUGCGUCACCCAGGUCUGCCUGUUCGUCUGGCUGGCGGACACCGAAGUGGCCCUGCUCACGGCCAUGGCGUUGGAUCACUAUGUCGCCAUCUGCCAUCCUCUUCGCUACGAGGUCAUCGUGACCGGGACGGCCUGCAUCCAGACGGCAGCCGCCUCGUGGCUCGGCGGGGGCCUCUCCGCCAUCGCUCACGUCACGACAACCUUCUCCGUCCCCCUCUGCGGCCCCCACGUCAUCCACCAGUUCUUCUGUGACAUCCCCUCGCUGCUCCAUCUCUCCUGCUCUCGCUUUAACCUUGGCGAACUGGUGCUCGUGGCCUCCAGCUGCAUCCUGGGCCUGGGCUGUUUCUCUCUCGUGGUCGCCUCUUACGUCCGCAUCUUCUCCGCCGUGCUGAGGGCCCCGUCCGCCCAGGGCCGGUCGAAAGCUUUCUCCACCUGCCUCCCUCAUCUCACCGUGGUCUCUCUCUUCUUUUCCACGGCUGCCUUUGCCAAUCUCAGCCCGGCACCCCGCUCCUCGUCGGUUCUCCACCUGAUCCUGACCGGCUUUUACACCGUCCUGCCGCCGGCCCUGAAUCCCGUCAUCUACAGCUUGAGAAACCGAGAGGUGAAGGCCGGUCUGAAACACAUCCUCCGGGCAGCGUGUUUGCGCAUCCAAUACCAUGCGUAG
This is a messenger RNA of Ornithorhynchus anatinus (platypus), 945 nucleotides long. RefSeq names its product olfactory receptor 14J1-like. Gene Ontology annotation, biological process: G protein-coupled receptor signaling pathway. Gene Ontology annotation, molecular function: olfactory receptor activity; G protein-coupled receptor activity. The record is from RefSeq and is a predicted model, not a curated record. The coding region runs from base 1 to 945 and encodes 314 amino acids. NCBI's taxonomy places the organism in Eukaryota, Metazoa, Chordata, Mammalia, Monotremata, Ornithorhynchidae. The transcript has a single exon. Gene Ontology annotation, cellular component: membrane.